Molecule: messenger RNA, 6929 nt
Organism: Anoplopoma fimbria (sablefish)
Lineage: Eukaryota; Metazoa; Chordata; Actinopteri; Perciformes; Anoplopomatidae
Gene: tpp2
Product: tripeptidyl peptidase 2
Exons: 29
Coding region: 42-3902 (1286 amino acids)
Biological process (GO): proteolysis
Cellular component (GO): cytosol
Molecular function (GO): serine-type endopeptidase activity; tripeptidyl-peptidase activity
Source: RefSeq, a predicted model, not a curated record
CACCAUCUCUCCGCUUUGUUGUCAUUGUCUCUCUGUGGACCAUGGCCUCUCACUCUAAUGAAGAACCGUUCCCCUUCCACGGGCUGCUCCCCAAAAAAGAAACCGGUGCCGCCUCGUAUCUCACCAGGUUCCCCGAGUACGAUGGCCGAGGAGUGCUCAUCGCCAUCCUCGACACCGGCGUGGACCCCGGGGCCCCCGGCAUGCAGGUCACAACUGAGGGGAAGCCAAAGAUCGUCGACAUCAUCGAUACAACAGGCAGCGGUGACGUGAACAUGACCACGUUGGCAGAGCCUAAAGAUGGGACAAUCACUGGCCUCUCUGGUAGAGCGCUUAAGAUCCCUCCUGCCUGGGUCAACCCGUCAGGGAAGUAUCGCAUUGGAGUUAAAAAUGGCUAUGAGUUCUUCCCUAAGGCUCUCAAAGAAAGAAUACAGAAAGAGCGAAAGGAGAAGAUGUGGGACCCACCACACCGAGCAUCACUAGCUGAGGUGUCUCGUAAGACGGAAGAGUUUGACCUCUCUCACCCAACACCCUCACAGAUGGAGAAGUUGCAGAAGGAAGAACUGCAGAGUCAGUCAGAGUUGCUGGCAUCAUUAGAAAAGAAGUACAGUGAUCCUGGUCCUGUAUAUGACUGUGUGCUUUGGCAUGAUGGCGUCACAUGGAGGGCUGUAGUUGACACUUCAGAGAGUGGAGAGCUGUCCCAGUGCACUGUGCUUAGCUCCUACAAAGAGACGCAGGAGUUUGCCACGUUAGGAAAUGCUGAGAUGCUUAACUACUCUGUUAAUAUUUACGACGAGGGAAACACACUCUGCAUCGUCACCAGUGGAGGUGCUCAUGGGACACAUGUGGCAAGCAUUGCAGCAGGUUACUUCCCAGAGGAGCCUGAGCGCAACGGUGUGGCCCCCGGUGCCCAAAUCCUGGCUCUGAAGAUCGGAGACACCCGCCUCAGCACCAUGGAAACAGGCACAGGACUCAUCCGCGCGAUGAUUGAAGUCAUCAACUACAAGUGUGAUCUGGUUAACUAUAGCUACGGGGAAGCCACCCACUGGCCCAACACAGGGAGGAUUUGUGAGGUGAUCACAGAGGCUGUGCAGAAGCACAACGUCAUAUUUGUUUCAAGUGCAGGAAACAACGGCCCGUGCCUCUCCACUGUCGGCUGCCCGGGGGGAACCACCGGCAGUGUCAUAGGAGUUGGAGCAUAUGUGACUCCAGACAUGAUGGUGGCAGAGUAUUCCCUGAGGGAGAAGCUGCCUCCCAAUCAGUACACCUGGUCGUCCAGGGGCCCCAGCACAGACGGGGCCCUGGGCGUCAGCAUCAGUGCGCCUGGCGGGGCCAUAGCCUCUGUACCCAACUGGACUCUUCGUGGUACCCAGCUGAUGAACGGCACAUCCAUGUCAUCCCCUAAUGCCUGUGGCGGCAUCGCACUAAUCCUCUCAGGACUGAAGCAGAGCGGGAUCCGUCCGUCUGUUCCUGCGGUGAGGAGAGCGCUGGAGCACACAGCUCAGAAGCUCGAUGACAUCGAGGUGUUUGCACAGGGUCAUGGAAUAAUCCAGGUGGACAAGGCAUUAGACUACCUCACUCAACAUGCCACUUUACCCACAAGCCAACUUGGCUUCUCAGUAAGUGUGGGAUCACAGAGAGGCAUCUACCUCAGGGACCCGGCCCAUAUCCUUGCACCCUCAGAUCACGGAGUAGGAAUUGAACCCAUCUUUCCGGAGAACACAGAAAACUCUGAGCGAAUCUCCUUGCAGCUACACUUGGCGCUCACAUGUGCCGCCCCGUGGGUCCAGUGCCCCUCCCAUCUAGAGCUGAUGAACCAGUGCCGUCACGUGAAUGUCCGCAUCGAUCCUAUGGGACUGAGGGAGGGAGUGCACUACACAGAGGUCUGUGGGUAUGAUACAGCAGCACCUAGCUGUGGCCCCCUAUUCAGAGUCCCAAUCACAGUCAUUAUCCCCACCAAAGUGACAGAUAGUCGUAAUCAGGAGGUGUGCUUCACAGACGUCCACUUCAGACCGGGCCAGAUCAGGCGCCACUUCAUCACUGUUCCUCAGGGAGCCUCCUGGGCAGAGAUCACACUGACCUCUCAUACGGGAGACGUGUCGUCAAAGUUCGUUCUCCAUGCGGUGCACCUGGUCAAACAGAGAGCGUACAGAGCUAAUGAAUUCUACAAGUUUUCCUCACUGUUGGAAAAAGGCUCACUGACUGAGGCGUUCCCUGUGCUGUCAGGAAGGAUAGUCGAGUUGUGCAUCGCACGCUGGUGGGCGAGCCUGGGUGACGUCACCGUGGACUACAGCAUCUCGUUCCAUGGACUCAACACUACCCCUUCUCCCCUGCACAUACAUGCCUCAGAGGGAGUGACUAAUUUUGAUGUGUCGUCGCCUUUGAGAUACGAGGAGGUGUCCCCCACUAUCACCCUCAAGUCUUGGGUUCAGCCUCUCAGGCCCUUAAAUUCAAAGAUAAAAGCCCUGGGAUUGAGGGACGUUCUACCUAACAACAGACAACUCUACGAGAUUGUCCUCACCUACAGCUUUCACCAGCCUAAGAGUGGAGAAGUCACCCCCAGCUGUCCCAUGCUGUGUGAGCUGCUCUAUGAGUCUGAGUUCGACAGUCAGCUCUGGAUGCUGUUUGAUCAGAACAAGAGACUACUGGGCUCAGGGGACGCUUAUCCACACCAGUAUUCUCUGAAACUGGAAAAGGGCGACUACGCUGUGCGUCUGCAGGUCCGCCACGAGCAGUCCAGCGAACUGGAGCGCCUUAAGGACCUACCGUUUGUGGUUUCUCAUCGUAUGUCCACCACGCUCAGUCUAGAUGUCUACGAGUCACACCGUGCUGCCCUCAUGGCCAAGAAGAAGGCAAACACUGUCACCUUGUGCCCAGGUGCCACACAACCCUUCUACGUCACAGCCCUGCCCGACGACAAGAUCCCUAAGGGAACGAGUCCGGGAUGUUAUCUUUCAGGCUCUCUGGUUGUCCCCAAGAGCGAGUAUGGCAAGAAAGCAGGGCAGGCCUCUGCAAAACGACAAGGAAAGUUUAAAAAGGAUAUUGUGCCUGUCAUCUACCACUUAAUUCCUGCUCCCAACAAAACAAAGAAUGGAGGGAAGGAGAAGGACAAGGAGGGGGACAAAGAAAAAGACGUGAAAGAGGAGUUUGCUGAAGCUAUGAGAGACUUAAAGAUCCAGUGGAUGACAAAGUUGGACUCUAGCUCCAUCUAUGAUGAACUGAGGGAGAACUACCUAGAUCACCUCCCGCUGCAUGUGCAGAGACUGCAUCAGCUGGACUCUGAAAAGGAGCGUGUAAAACGUCUGAAAGAGGUGGUAUCAGCAGCCGACAUUGUCGUCUCCCACAUCGACCAGACGGCCUUGGCUGUUUACCUCACCCUGAAGACGGACCCUCGGCCCGAUGCCGCCUCUAUCAAGACCGACAUGGAGAAGCAGAAGUCGUCUCUGCUGGACGCUCUGUGUAGGAGGGGCUGCGCUCUGGCCGACCAGCUCCUGCUGCCCCCUGUGCCACAGGACGGCGCCGCUGCUGUCUCCACGGGACAAUCAUCAGCAGCAGCAGCAGCAGAAGAAGAAGAAGAGGAGGAGGUCGGGGAACAGGUGGCCAGCAGCUCUGACGACACCGUGCACAGCGUGAUUACAGCUCUGACAGAUACGUUUUGGGAGGUGCAGAAGUGGGCGGAGCUAACUGACUCCAAGGUGUUGAUGUUUUCAUACAAACACGCUCUUGUGAACAAGAUGUACGGCCGAGCCUUAAAAUAUGCCUCAAAGAUGGUGGAGGAGAAGCCGAGCAAAGACAACAUGAAGAACUGCAUCCAGCUGAUGCGACACCUCCAAUGGACACACUGUGCCACCUUCAGUGAGAACUGGCUCCCUGUCAUGUACCCCGCAGAAUACACGCCAUUCUAGGCCAAGACCCACAUGCAUGCAUGAGCAGCAUGGCCGUACAUGGUUAAUUGGAUAUCAUGUCCCUCAGGGUCACAUGAUCUAUGCAUCUGGGUUUUCAAAUUUAGACAUUGGUUGACAGCUAAAUGAAGGAUAACACCGACUGUUUAUGUUUCGAGGCACUGAAUACCUUAUCAAGCGAGAAGGGAUCAUGUUUGUCCUGUUUUUAAAUGUCUUGUUGAACAUCACAGCUCUGCAGACCACGUGGCAUGAAAGUUCAUUAUAAUGCCACCAAUGUUUAAAUUUUUAAAAUGCUUCAAACCUCUGAGCCUGUAGCUCAGUGCUCUCUUGGUUCGGUGUUGUCCUUUUAUUUUGGUGUCAUCUACACAUUUGGAAGCUCUCACAUCCCCACUCAUCCUCAGCUGUCUGGACUUCACAUUAACCUCAUUCUCUUGUGUAAAUACUGUAAAAGGGCCAGUGUGGGCUCAAGGGAAGCAUCCCAAGUCUUUAAAAAAAACAACAACUGGUACCCCAACUACUCACACAAACAAAUCAACAGCAGCAAAACUCAUGACUGGCUGUUAUGAUACUUCAAGAUUGGAGGACUUGCUGCUGCAUGAUGUUCGGACAUACGGGGGGGGGGGCACGCAGAAUCUGCCUGGUCCCUGACUUAAAAGGGAGACAGAACUUGAUAUCUAUUUUUCUUUGUUUUUUCAAUUGUUCCAGCCAGGCCGGGUUGAUAAAGUUAACAUUUAGUCUUGUCUGUCUUUUAGGCUCAGAUUCAUGUACACAGAACACAAAACAGUAUUGAGGUGCCUUCCUACAUGUACCUUACCGUUUUUUCUGAUGGGAUGAAAAACAGUGAGAGGCUGCAGAAUCAUUACCGUCAGCCGCUUGCUGUCAUUUCACCCAUCAGCCUUUGGUGUCAAAUGUGGCUUUAAAGCUCAUCUCUGCAGCACGAGUGGUUCGUGCACUGUAUGCAGGCCGUCAGUGACGUGUCAGAUAAUAGGAAGCCACAAACGCACUUCAUACUGCAGCGACCUGAGCAGCACAUUUGACAAACCAUCUUCACAGACCUCACUAACAUAAGAAGUGCUGUCGUGGGCAGCGGAAGGAUGUUCAGAUUUCAUUGUAAAAAUGUUCACUGAGUAUUAGAUGUUUCCCUGCAGCAUUCAAAAUGUUGCAUUUGUACACAGUGUCAUAAAAUAAUGUACAUACACACAACAUAAAAAUAUUAAGAUGCAAUAGGUAUAUAAUACAAAUAUUAUUCGGAUUGAUGUAUUUUGCAUAUAUGCAUGUCUUCUAGGAUGUAAGGAAAAACAAUAGUUUUAUUUGGAAGCAGAUUUUAGUUUGUUUCAAUUUGAGAGAUUUUUAAUCCCAUACAAGAGUCUGACGAUAAUCCACAAGUGUGUGUGUGUGUGUGCGUGUGUGUGUGUUUGUGAAUGAUUUAACAUGUUAUUUGUGAGCAUAUUUUGUGUACUUGAACAUUUUCUCUCUACAGAACUGAAACGAUAGCUAACUAGAGGGUUUAAGCAUGAUUUUUUUUUUCUUCAGAUACUUACCUUAUUUAACCGUAUUUACUUUAAAGGACAAAGCCAGCGGUUUUGCAUGUUUUAUCCGAUUAACUUAAAAUCACAAAAUGUCAUCACAACUAACCAUUUUACAUCUGUUAUUUUAGAUUUUUUCCAGGUAACUGUUUCUUAUCACCUUAAUAUGAGGAGACUUUUAAAUCUCCCAUAGUUAACACCAAAUCUGCAUUAAAGGCCUUAAAACCAAACCAGAGAUAUCUGGUCCCAACUGACAAGACAGUUUAUUAGAACUUGUUGCAGCUCUCGAGCCACAAAAGGAUUUAUACUUGUCUACAUACGCAGUAGUAGCCAUUUGCUACUGCUUGAAGAAUUUGUUUUUUCGUGUUAAUGGAAAAUAACAGCUGUAGAGAUUGGUAGGAAAAUGCACCGCAUGCAUUUGUUAACUGUCAGGUGUACAUGAUUUUGAGUUGAUCUAAAACUUCCAAAAACACUGGCAUGGUCCUCUUUAAAAUAUCUCACCUGAAUCACGUAACAGCUGAAGACAAGCGGCUGUUUGUUUUCACAAUGCCAGUGCAAAUGAGGACCACGCUAAAGAUACAAACCACAUAUUAACUUUUUAUCUUUUAUAAUUGUGAUUCUAAACCGUUUCCACUUGUUCUGUAAAACAAAGUUUGAUCCGUAGUUUAAACAAAUAAGGAUUGUCCCACAGUUGGUUUCGAGAAGCACGAAGGCUUAACAUUAUAAAAUAAAUCUUCACAAUAUUGAAUAGAUGAAGCAAUUAGAUUUUACCCUCAAACCCGGCAGUUUGAGAACCACUGGUCUCCUACAUGUUACAGCUCUAAAUUAUGUUUCAAGUCCUCACAAGUAGAAGGUGCAUGCUUAAGAAUGUAAAAGCAGCUGCUUUUUAAGCCGAGGCCUUUCAUCCUCAUAGGAGUAGACAAUCUUUUCUGGGGUGACAGGUGACUGUACGUACGGAGCAAAUCAGUGGUCACAACUCGACGCAGGGGUAAGGACACCUUGUGUUUCUGUUUUUAGCUCUGACACACUUUCUGCAGCGGCCUCAGCGCGGACGUCUCCAGGUGUGCUGGAGUCAGUUGGGUUCGACAGAAUUUGUGCUCAUCGUGUGUUACUUUCCGCAUGUUCUGUUUACUCGUGCGUCCUCGUCCUUUUUUCUCUUUUCCUUUUGGGGUUUGGUUCAGGCAGUAAGCGUUGCCAAUAACAGUCUCUAAAAAUGGCCUUAACUUUCACCACAGGACUGUACCGUCCGUUUCUAGCACCAAACAGAUUAUCUCUAUGUCUGUUGCUUCUUCUGGAUGUUGAGUGUUUAUAUUUGUAGUCAUUAAAUCUAGUAAAUGCCAAUAUUUUACAGAAUGUUAUGAGAUAAGGUUGUAUGCUCUAAUUAUUAUUUUAUACACAUUCUUCCUCGAUGAUGUGGGAAAGACCCAAACUACUGUCACACUAUUUUGUGGUCAGAAAGGAAUAACGUCACAAACACGGAAACCAACACUGAAUAAAAAUUAUU